Molecule: messenger RNA, 6186 nt
Organism: Parasteatoda tepidariorum (common house spider)
Lineage: Eukaryota; Metazoa; Arthropoda; Arachnida; Araneae; Theridiidae
Gene: Larp4B
Product: La-related protein 4B
Biological process (GO): positive regulation of translation
Cellular component (GO): cytoplasmic stress granule; cytosol
Molecular function (GO): mRNA 3'-UTR binding
Source: RefSeq, a predicted model, not a curated record
CCAUCGCAAGAGACGAUGAGAUGGAGUCGGUCACCCUCUGGUGCCUGUCGGCAGCAUUCGGAGGUGGUGCCCAGCAGUUACCGCAACGUUUACCCUAGGCGGCCGCAGCACUUUAUCCAUACGCCCCAUCAUCACAGUUCCGGACCAGGGCAUAGAUUAGACUGGACCGAAGCACAGGAUACCUACAUCUGUUGCGCUUACAGCCCUCGAUGUUUUAUCAUUCAAAAGGUAAAGCCAUCUAGUCAAAGCUCUGAAGAUAUAUGUGAAAAAGAAUCCGUAAACAGUACUAAUAUACAAGACGAUGAUACACUCAUAUCAACUUUUCCCGUAGAGCCUGUUGUACCUACCAAUAAUGACCAUGUCUCCAACAUUCAUCCUGGCAGUUACCAGAAUCAAACAACUGCAGAGCAAUGCAGCUCAAGUAACUUUCCCCUCCAUAAUCUAGAAACAGGUGACACUGACGCUAAAGUUCCAAUUAUAUCUUUAGACAUGGAAGAAACAAAUACAGUUGUUACUUCAUCUCCAUCAGAAACUGCUAGCAGCAGUGCCACUUUAAAUUCUACAGAAACUAGUAACUUCCAAGUCACAAAUUCUCAAGUCGAAAUGUUCUCUAAUAAUCCAGAUAAUGUUGAAGUUGAAAUGGCCACAGGUGAAAGGGUGAGUCUAACAUCUCUUAAGGAACUUCUACGACGACAGUUGGAAUAUUAUUUUUCUCGAGAAAAUCUUCAAACUGAUGAAUAUCUUCAAUCUCAAAUGGACAGCGAUGGCUAUGUUGCUAUUAGCACAGUUGCUAAGUUUAAUCAAGUUCGACGACUGACAGAUAAUCACAACCUUGUAGUGGAAGUUCUUAGAGAAUCUGCUGUAGUCCAAGUAGAUGAAGCUGGUGAGAAGGUUCGUUCAAACCCUCGCUCUGGCGUCUUGAUACUGCGAGAGAUUCCUGAAUCUACUCCUUUAAAGGAACUUGAAGAGCUGUUUAGUAGUGAAAAUUGUCCAAAAUUUUUACGGUGUGAAUUUGCCCAUAAUAACAGUUGGUAUGUGUUGUUUGAAUCUGAUGCUGAUACACAAAAAGCCUAUCAAUAUUUAAGAGAAGAAGCCAAAACUUUUCAUGGGAAACCAGUUAUGGCUCGUAUUAAGGCUAAAGCAUUUACGUCGGCUCCUUUUACUAAUGCAUAUAAAAAUGGAGCUCCUACUACAAUGGAACCAGAGUCUUAUAACACUCAAAAUGUAAACCAGGCGCCACAAACUCCUCUUCAAUAUACUUAUACUAAUGUUCCAAAUGAUAGCUAUAAUAAUCAACAGGUUUGUCCUCCAUUUUAUCCCCCAACUAUGCUCCAAACAUGGGCACCAACUACUCCAGCCUGUGUUGACCUGGGGACUGUUCUUUCAGUUAAUGGCCUUUCUCCUCAGGCAGCUUUCAGACCAUUAAAUAAUAGCUCAAACAGACACAACUAUGCAUCUAGAGACAAUGAGCAAAGCAGGUAUUUUAACCGAAACCAGUCAGCAUCCUAUCUUCAAAGACAGCAACUUCAUCAGCAGGCUUCUUUUCCAAAUAUUGUGAAUACCAAUAAUUGUACUUUUGAUUAUGUGCCCUAUGCAUCACGAUCAAGAAACAUACAUAAUUUUGGUGUGGACAUGAGCUUUUUUACUGCUCCCAAUUUGUAUUAUAACAAAUUGCCAUCUAUUUAUCCUGCACACACCUCGCAAACACGGCACAACCCGGUUAUAGUGCCAAGAAAUCAAGUGGGUAUUGGUGCAAUAAAUAGUCAAGACCAAAGUUACCUCUCGGUGGGGAACAAUGCGUCUUUGGCCUAUUCCCGGGAUUCGGGAACCUCUGCAAAUACUUCUUCAAAACAGGGUGGUGAAAAUCAAACCAGAGAAAACUGGAUGAAUGCCAACAGACAACGAAAUAAAAGAUGGUGGAAAGAAAAUGGACCUUCCAACAGUGGUAGAAAUUAUUCCGAAAACUCUAAUGGAACAUUCAAUAAGUCUCAAACUGAAAAUGAAGCUAAACCAGAGUCUCCCAAAUUUGAUUUAGAAACAACAUCAUUUCCUCCUCUUCCUGGCAGUGCUUGCUUGGAAACUGUUGAUGUUGAUGUCUAUGAGAGUAGGUUGUCUGAUAUAGUUAAAGGGACUGUUAAGCCUGCUACACGAGACACUAAAACUCAAACCUCUGAAUCUGCUCUGGUUUGCACAACUAAAGAUAGCUCCACUAUCACUGUAGUUGAUGAAGCAGUUAUUCCCACUGAUGGUGCCUUCACUCCUCCUGCAUCACCUGAAUCUGUCAAAGAGACGGUGACCAUGAAUGAUGCAUUAAUCGUAGAUAACUUUCAAGAACCUGAUGAUUGGGAAGAAUAUGCUGAUUCUCCCAAUAAUAGCACUCCUUCCAACACCAGUAUUAAUAUAAACAGUGUUGUACCUGAGGUACAAACAACAUUCAGUGCAAGUAAUACUCCUGCCUUUCUAUCUGUGUCUACAAACUCUAUGAUGAAUGGCUCUGUUACAAUGACUGAAAGUGCCACCAGCACUACCUCUUUGCCUGACACUGAACCAAUCACAAAUGUUCCUAGUGAAAUUGUAAAUGAAAGCAAACAAACUGCUACUGUUAAAUUGCCAAAAGCAAAACAGUUUGACUCUCUGCCGAAAAAUAGGCCACUGUGUGAUACUCCUUCACCAAAGAAUAAGACUCCAGACUCAUCCUCAGUGAAGAACAAAUUUGAUACGUUUAAAGACAGAUCAUCAGUAAUCCCUAAGCACAGUAGGACAUUUUCAAAUAGUAAAGAAAGUUCCUUUAAAGAGAGAGUUAAUGACGUUAUGCCCCCUACUUCGAAAACUAUUGAGCAUAAUGUAUCAAAUAAGUGUGCUGAGGUGGUGUGUUCUGUCAAGGAUAAGACUUCGAAAAGGGUGCUAGAGUCUAAUUCAAACAAAAAUAAAACAUCAGAGCCAGAGUCAUCUUUGUUGUCUGUUAAUGGGCAUGCUGAUAGUGAAUCUACUGCAAGCAGUGAAGAUGAAAAACCCUUCAGAAAAUUAACCUAUUCUGAAGUUGCUAUGCGUGCCAAAGAAAAGGUAGAGAAAAUUGCACAAGAACUUAAAGAAAAAGAACGACAAGAAGCCAUGGUACGCCAACACAGGCAGCAGGAUGUAGUCACUCAGAAUAGACAACCGGCACCUCGUGGACCUUUCAGAGAAUUUCCCAGAGGACGAAUUGUUGAAGCCCGUCCGGGUUCGAAAGAAUGGAAAGAACGAAGAAAACCUGCCAGAGCCAUAUCUCUUCCAGCAACUGGGCAAUAAAAACUGCCAAUACAACCCUUCUAUAAUAAUGAAGGCUCAUGACAUGCAUAAAUAAACAAAUUGUGAUUUAUUUUGACUCAAUGGCAGAAAAUUAACUGUUUCCUCACAAGUGAAGUGUUUAGCUUGCUGUAUUAACUUCCUGUGAGAAAUUGCUUCACAACUGUUGGCUCUUAGUUUUGUAUUUGGAUAUGUUGACAAGCUCAGUUUUUAAGAGUUUUGAUUGAAAUGAAAGUUUAAAAAAUGUCUAGGUGCUACCAUCAGAAUCCAGCAAAAAAGAGUCCAUCAGUAAUGUGAGGCAUUUGUAAAUAGAGAAUUGGGAGAAAUUAUUUUCCUUAUCAAGGUGCCUCCAUAACAAUACUUGAUGAGAUUAUUUAAGCACUUGGGACUUACAACUAGAUCUAUCACUGUGCUGUAGCAAAUGAUGCGCAAAUGCAAAAUUAAAUUAUGAAAAAAGAAAGUUUUUGUUUUCCUAUGUUACUAAGUUGAUUGGAAGGAGCUUCCAUCUUUAUCAUUGGUGCUGUUGCACUAAAAUUAAAACACCUGUACUCCACUUGGACAUAGUUAUGCUGUAUCCAAUGUAGGAUCUAAAAUUUAUUUGGAAUAUUUAAUUUGUCACAUAUCUAUUUAAAGUUGUUUUGUUUGUUGACAGGUUUGGAAAUUUAACUUACUCCUCUCAUGUGUUAUUCAUUGAAAGAAGAAAAACAUUGGGAGGGUAAUCCUGGACUAAAGCAUUAAUCAUGUGGCUGUUUUGAAAUAUGCCGCAUGCUGACUCUUGUAUUGUGAUUUCUAGUCCAAAUUUAUGCAUUUGUUGCAUCGGCAUAAUGUGAAAUCAAAAAAUGUGAAAGCCAAACAAAUGAAGACUUAUAAAGUGUAAAUUUGUUAUCGUUUUUUCGUAAAACUUUGUCGAACUUAUUUCCCCCUUAGGGUUAUAGAGACCCAUAUGUGAUAAUAUAUGCCUUAAUUAAGUGUGGGGAUAUCUUUUGUGAAUUAUUAAUAACUUCAAAUACAUGUGUAACUUGUAAUUGCUUGUAUGAAAAGGACUGUGUAGGUUGUGGUUCUGUAUGAUUGUAUGCUCUGAGUAUUUUUCCCCCCUGUUUGAGUUGCAGUUCUUAAGCUAUUGUGUGGAUCAAUUUUUUUUCACUAAAUUAUCAUCCAUCUUUUGCUAUUUGGUGUCUCACAGCUUGAUAACUGCAAGUUUGUUUNGUUGUUUUUUUUUUUUUUUUUUUUUUUUUCAACUGAUCUUUUUUCCCUUUUACUUUCGUGUGACAUUCAUUUUGAAACAUUUUAUGUGAAUAUUUAUACUCCAGCAGUGUGGAGGGUCCACAUGUUUUUUUUUUUCCCUGCUGGAUCCCCUUCCCCUUUUAAUGUACUUAUUAAAACAUAAAUUGAAUUUGUGUGAUUGUGCGAAUAUGUAAAGAAAAGUUUCAGAUAUUGAUUGAUAACUCACCAUUACCUAAAUGCUGCUAUUCUGAUUGCUUUACUUGAGCUGUAACAAAGCAGUAUUGUACAUAAUGAACCAUAGCAAGAUUUAUGACAAAAAAAAAUUAUAGCUGCUAGUGUGUUAUCUUCUGCACUGCAGGGAUUCUAGUGAGACAGAUAGUCGCAGCAGAUGAACGUAGCAGUUUCCUCUAUAUAAGAGAUUAUACCUGCAUUAUCAUAAACAAUAGUAAUGCAGUGCUUUUUCUAACCCAUCAUUGUCAGUAAUUGACAUUAUUGUAGCUAAAAGAAAAUUUGAUUAUUUUUUUACUUCAAAAGGACAAUAAUCUGUUUAUACCAUUAGUUGCUUUAAAACGAAAAACAAAGAUCAUAAUCUCAAAUCUCAUUUGUGUAUUUAUAGUACCAAAGAAGGGGUUAAGCAAAUUGUUAGCUGACUAAUAAGCAGCAAUUGUAUCUGCAAUAUAGCAUUUUGCUACUCGGAAGAGAAAAAAAUAAAUCGUUGUUAAAUGUAAAUCACUGCUUAUGGUGUUGCACAAAUCUGCUUGUAUCUACAUUGACUGACAAAUCAUCUAGCUUUGGGAAAGAGACAAAAAUAAAAGAUCAUAGCAAUGUUGUGCUUUAAAUAUAUCAUAUUUGUUUUAAAUUUCUCUGGACUUGGAAGAAAUGUGUUUUGUUAAAAAUGAAUUUUAAUAUUUUGAGAAACACCUUUUUGUAGUAGUUUACCAUUUCAUGAAUCCAAUGAAACAUCUAUGCAAUAUAAACUUAAAAGCUUACGGAUGCAUGCUUCAACUUGUAUGCCAUGUGGAAAGUUAUUUGUUUCAAUCCAAUGGCUGUAUGUUGCCCUCAGGUUUUCAUGAUACAAAAUAGAAAAAGUAAAACCAUAAAGACAUAAACUUACAUAUUUCCUAUUCUAUGUUAUUUUUAUAUACACAGCCAUAUUCGAAUUUAUUGGGUGACUUUUGUUUAUCAAUGUUUUGUCUUAAAAUUAUAUUAGCUGAAUAUAACAUAGUUUAUUUAGUGUGUUAUCACCAACUAGACUGUCAUAAUUUCAUAUCAAAAUUCAACAUUAUUUGCUUUGCAUAUUACAAAUUUAGAAUACAGUUUCAUUAGUUUGGUUUGCAGAGAUAACAAAUCCACAGCUAACAUUGGGUGUAAAAGAAAAGAUAAUAUUUAAAUUGUUCCAAAAUUUAAUCUUUUUUUUUAAUAUUCCUAAUUUAAAUGUUAUCUCCUUACAUGUUUGACAUAGCUGUUUUAGGAGACAUUACUGAAUAAAUCGGCUGUAUUUUUAUUUGUUGUGUUAGGUUUUUAACUUGGCUGUACAGAAUUCUUUCUUAUUGCGUACUUAUUCAUCAAUAAUGAUAAAGUGUGAAUUUAUCCAUAUUUGACUGAUUGAAUAGGAAAUAUAUAUAUAAAAUUCUUCAAAGAAAUACCUGAAUAACUAAAUAAAUAUUAUCGGAUUUC